Messenger RNA from Perkinsus marinus ATCC 50983, 1071 nucleotides. RefSeq lists its product as hypothetical. The transcript has 9 exons. Gene Ontology annotation, biological process: mitochondrial transmembrane transport. The record is from RefSeq and is a predicted model, not a curated record. The coding region runs from base 1 to 1071 and encodes 356 amino acids. Lineage: Eukaryota; Perkinsozoa; Perkinsida; Perkinsidae.
AUGGACCAGCUACCCUACUAUCUCGGGAUAACCAAUCUGAACCGGUCAGCCGGUCUCUAUACGGCCAGUCUCGGCUCCGUGGCCACCGUUGGUCUACUCACCCCUUUGGAUGUUGUCAAAAAUAUGAUACAGCGCGUUUCCUCACAGGGAUCACCAGACUUCAAUAACAGACGCUUACAAUACACCGCUAUGGAUGCUGGACGGCACGUUAAGAAUAUCCUGGGUACUAAAGGCCUAUGGACGGAGCGCUGCAUUACUCCUGUCAAGGCCUUCUUGUCCUUGUACGAGCAUUAUCGCCGAAAACGGUACCCGAUAGAGUGGGCAGCUGCUAAGGCCAGCAUGUGGGUCGUUCUAUUCUCCCAACCAUUGGAAUUCCUCCGAACAAGAGUACAGGCCUGGGCUGGUCACGGCACUCCAGGAUACUUCAACGCAUUCGCUACUGUUUUCUAUGAGGAUACAUUUGUCAGCUAUUGGCGGGGACUUCUAGCCACCCUCAUGAGGGAUGUGCCAUUCGCAGCUAUAUUCUGGUCGAGCUACGAGCGAGGGAAGGAGCUUCUGCUGCCUGUCCAUGUGGAGCGUCGUGGUACGGCCAAAUGGGGGACCAAAAGGGAAAAACUCGAGCUAGCUGAACGCUUUGCGAAUGCAGAGGCUACUGAGGGCAGCGCCGGUAUGUAUGGACGAGUAUGGAGUUACUCUUUCCUCAAUGCCGCUGUCUGUGGGGCGGUGGCUGCUGGCCUGACGCAUCCCUUUGAUGUUAUCAAGACUCAGUUGCAGGCUCAUCAACGCGCUACUUCUCGGAACAAUUAUCGAAUAUACAGGAUACACAAUACGUUGACAUGUGCCAAGGCGUUAUAUGGACAAUAUGGAUGGCGUGGAUUCACUCUGGGCAUAGUCCCGAGGACGGCAAGGGUGGCUCUAGCGAGCGGCCUGUUGUUCGCCACCUAUGAGCUGUGCCACGCUUUGAUUGAUGACCUAGAACUGGAGGAAUUGAGGAGAGUUCAACGACAUCGACAGUAUCGUCGUAAGGUGAGCAGUCUACCUCGUACCAACGUCAUCGACGAGGUGGUAUGA